AUGAACGUUGGGGCAGGCCAGGCCCCGCAAACGAAUGGCGGCGGUGGAGCGCAACACCGACAGUCCAACGGCAGCGGAGACUCAGACCUCUCACAAAUAUUAGAAGCGCUGCAGGCCAUAUACGCAACCUCGUCAACGAAUGAUACCCGCCGACAGGCAACCGAAUACCUCGAGCAAGCGAAACGGCACCCGGAAGCGCCUUCACACGGUCACACGCUCGCACUCGACCGCUCGCAACCCGCCCCCCUCCGCUACUAUGGCCUCACUAUGCUGGAGCACUCGAUAAAAUACAGCUGGGAAGACUUCACAGAGGACCAAGGCACAGCUUUACGAGGCUAUGCGAUCGAGCUCGCCCAAAACGUGUCCGAAGACGAUGCCGCAUUCCUGAGGAACAAGGUCGCGCAGCUAUGGACGGAAAUUGCGAAGCGCAGUUGGGGUGCCGAGUGGCUGGAUAUGGACGAACUGCUGGUCUCGCUCUGGACAAGUUCUCUGCACCACCAGGCUGUCGUGCUGUACGUCCUGGAAACGCUUUCUGAGGAAGUCUUCAAUCGCGAAGACCCCACAGCCGGCCUUCGAGGUAGCGACCUGGGGCGCGCCUGUGUCGAGAUUUUCACACCGCUUGCCGUCAUACAAGACCAGCUCCCUACACGCGAGAAGAGUCUGGAUGUGCGGUGUGGAGACGAAGGAUGGCUGAAGAGACUAUGCGACAACUUGAGCUGGUGCUUGGGGCAGGACUACCAGAACCAGGAUGCUGUCAAGACAAGCGCUAUUAAGUCUAUGCAAGCCCUCAAGGCGGCCAUGCCGUGGAUUAUGCCCAAGGCUAUCGCUGCAACACAAGUCAUCGAGGCCGUCUGCAAGGCGCUGGCUACCCCAGCCGUAGAGAUGCAGAUUGCCGCUGUCGAGACCCUCCAAGCGAUCUACAACCGAACCCACCUACACGACGACGAGUUUGUGGAGCUUGUAUGCCCCAUGUUCACACCUGGCAGUGUUUCACUGCUGCGAGAAGUAUACAAUUGGACGCUCACGGAUAUGGAUGUGAAUGACAUAGAUGAUCAGAAAUACAUGCUCUGCAAGAGACUCUCAGAAUUGGCCAACAGCCUCGGACUAUUCAUCGAGCAAAAGCCCCAAUCGAUACCAGAUGGCAGCGACCUAACCGGCAUAUUCGGUUUCCUAUACGAUAUCAUGCGCAACCCUAGUCUGGUUGUGUCCAUACCUGUUCUUCAUUGCUGGACCAAGCUGUUACGAUCGAGCAUCGUGCGAGACUCCGAUGUCGUCAACUCUAUGGUUGGCGGGCUACUCGAGACGUGCUGCGCCCGACUUAUUCGAUACGAAUCGUUACCCGAAGAUACCGAAGACGUUACGUUGCAGUUUCUCAACGAAGACAUUGAUACAGUACCCGAGCGUCAUGCUUUUCUAGGAAACUAUCGGCGCUUCUGUGCAGACGUAAUCGAGGUCCUGGUUCGCAAGACGCCGGUAGAGGCAAUGGCGCAUAUUCUUGCUCAGGCGACGAACAUGCUGCAGAACCUGUACCAUGAUCAGCCUGCUUUCCAGCGCCAAAACUUCACCAAAAACUCUCCACAAGUCCUUCAGGUCGAUGCACAGGUCACUGUCAUCGAAGCUGCGCUCAAGGGUUACAUGAAGUGGCAGCAAGGGCAAGGCGAAAACGCGCAAGAUGAUGAGCGGACGCGAAAUACCUUGGAAGACUCGCUCGAGCAGUGGGGCAGGCAAAUCCUGCAAGCACACUUUGAAGAUCCCGAAGUUGCAAGGAAGAUAAUAUCUUUGAUGGCAACUCUCUCAACAAAAGCCCUUGGUGACCGCCCAGGGUUCGCUCUCACCUUCCUGGAGUAUAUGCUUACAGUACGGCUAGCCGAUGACACGAGCUAUCCACAGUACUCCGAUGCUGUGAAAGACCUCGAGCGCAUAUGCAGUCUUGAGAUGCAGAAACUAGCGAUGAAAUUCGCUGACGAUUUUAUGAACGUCUACGAGCAACUAGAGGCCAAGGUCAAUGAGAUGAUUAAUGACCCUACGACUGACGAACGCCAACGUAUGGCGUACUCCGCUUUCCUUUUCAUCAUCAUACAUAGAUGUACAACACUAGAGCGCGCCACGCAAGAGGAGCGCAUGAGACAGAUGCUCAACCGUGUCAAGGAUGCUUGGCGCAACGAUGAGUUCACCCAGGCCAUCUCUUCGUUCCAGUCCUUCUGUGGCGUAUUGGGAAUGGGCCAAUUGCCCGAGUUUCUAUCUGCGAACAACUUCCGCGGCAUUCAGGACUGGUCUGAUCAACAAUUGCCUAGUGAUGGCCAGGCGUUGCAGGCCACAAUCCUUGACCGCUCUCAACAACUGCCACUACGACUUACUAAGACAUUACUGGCAGCAUCGACGGAAAAGCUUCGCGAUGGCACCGCUGCGUACGAGACUGCUGCGCUACUCUGGGCAGAGGCCAUACCAGUACUGCUCCCAAACCUUCUCCAGCUCGUGAGCCAUGCACAAGCAUUCAACGAUAUCGACGCCAACUGGUCACACUUGCCAGUAGAACUACAGCAGGUUAUUCGAAGAGUACUGACUGAUCGGUUCUGGCAAGCUGGAAUAUCCACAGAGAGCCGCGAUGACUUCUUUGCAAGAGUUAGUGGCUCCAAGUCGACGUUUGAGGGUUUUGCGUCAACGGUGCGAGGCACCGUAAGGCAGAUUAGGGAGAGCUCGUACUACAUCCUCUACUCGUUAACACGAUUUCGAGACUUCUUCUAUGGCAUAGAAGACCUGCCAGGCCCACUGAGUCAGGCCCUGUUUGGCCACGCAGGCGCUCUGACUGCGCAUCAUCUAUCUGUCCUACUAACCGUAUCCACCCAUCUCAUUGAAGGUUGCCCAGCGCGUCUACGGCCACAUUUCCUGCCACCCAUGAUACAGGGGCUAUUCAGAGAGCUGGAUCGAAAAAUCUCCGGGGAAUGGAACGAGGUUGCUCGACAAGUGGCGGAGUCGGGACACAAUGACAACUUGACGGACGAGAUGAAGACUGAGAGCAUAUUACGACAGCUCACAUAUGCUGCGGUUUCGCUUGUCGCUGUCCUGCUCGACUCUAGACAGGAAUUUGCCCGUCACGAUGAGCACAGCCGAAAAGAAGCCAACGCACCGCCCAUGUGCGACUUCAUCCUGACAACGCCUGCCGUCCUCGAGCCUAUCCUCCUUUUCUGCAACUCAACAAUACGUUAUCGCGAUACCAGGUCGGUUGUCACCAUGGUCCGUGUGCUGCGCACGCUACUCCCACGGUUCAAGGAGAAGUCGCCCAUUCGGGAUUACUUCUGCAACGACAUCCUCAAAUCGGCCAUUACGUCUCUCCAUGAGCCAUACUUUGUGGAUUGCCAGAAGGAGCUCGCCUCACUCAUUGCUGGUAUCAUUCAUCUGGACGAGGAGAUACCGCGCUCGAUCAUCUUGUCUCUACCCGGCAUGGGUGACCCGUAUCGCGUCGACCGCCGUCUUGCAAAGCUUCGUGGAGCGAACAGGUCGGACGAACGUAUGCAGCGCAGCAUUGUACUAGAUCUCAUGAGUAGCAUCAAGGGUGUCAGUAUUCACGAGCAAGGCAAGAUCCAGAGAUCGACGAAGACCAAAGCCAGGACCGUCAUGAUGGAGCAGUACAUGAGUGUGGACCAACAGCCGACCAUAGUCCGAGGUACCAGCCCCGGAUUGGCAGGCGUGGCAGACAUGUUCGGAGAGUCGUGA
Alternaria ventricosa is the source of this 3714-nucleotide messenger RNA. RefSeq lists its product as uncharacterized. Gene Ontology annotation, cellular component: RNA nuclear export complex; cytoplasm; nucleus. The coding region runs from base 1 to 3714 and encodes 1237 amino acids. The record is from RefSeq and is a predicted model, not a curated record. Gene Ontology annotation, biological process: protein export from nucleus; RNA export from nucleus. Lineage: Eukaryota; Fungi; Ascomycota; Dothideomycetes; Pleosporales; Pleosporaceae. The transcript has 4 exons. Gene Ontology annotation, molecular function: small GTPase binding; RNA binding; nuclear export signal receptor activity.